CUCAGAUAAAUCAACGGACUAUUAUUAUCGCUGCGGCUAGUUCAUUGAUAUUCGUUGAUUUUUACAUAAAAAGAAGGGAACAUGAGUCAUCUAUAGUGGUUUAGAGUUGUGUAGUAUUGCAACAGCAAUUGGAUGGUGGGAGAGUUCCUCUCCUAUAAUCAUUUUCCAAUGUUUUUACUCGGUUUUAGCGUUAUAAAGGGCAGGUAGCUAAUGGCGGAUCUUCUUACACCGGGCGACGUGGUGAGGCAAAGAUGGAAAAUCGUAAGUAGCGAACGCUUGACUUUUUAAAACUAGUUCCGUCGGGAAAUAUUUUUUAAAACGUUCAACCUCGUGAUAUUUACCUUUCUAUGUUGUUAAUUAAAGUUCCCUUGUUAUAACUUUCGACUAUUUUUUGUGCCUGUGAGUUUCGAUUCGUCUCCCUAAUUUCAGUCUCAAGUGUAAAUCUAAGGAGGCAACCGCGCAGUCAUAAUCGGAACAGCUGAAACUUUUUUCGCACUAGUGGUUGAUAUUAUUGCUUUUCCCUGGUGUACAUAAUGGAGGAACGAGGUCGACUCGCCGACAUUUAAUUCUAGAUUCUCGGAACACAUAAAGUCGAACUGCUUACAGAAAUUUCCGUGAUUUCGCAACCUAGCGAAUUUCAAGGAAAUGCCGGCUCGAUUUAGUAAUCGAGACUGAAGUGGGACUGCAACACAAAUCUAUGUUUAAACUCGGCCAUAAUCUGCGCUAGCUUACAAUCGCCAGUAGUACUUUUAAAUAGCUGGCUGCAGGGCGAAAUUUUUUAAAUACAGAAAGGCAACAGUACAUACACUCAAUGUUUUAUUCCAAAACUGUACUUUGGCCAAUACUGCUGUGCAAAUGUAAAUAAUUGUGUACAUGUCAAGGCUACCUGUAGAUAAUUCUCCUUUUGUUUGUCAUUUUAUCAUUUCUGCAUGUUGAAUGUGACAAUUCGCAUUGAACUCUCUUAAGUUUGCAUCCAUCGCGAGAGCAGACUUUAUUCUGCAGUGAACCUUAAAUUAGCUUUGUCAAUAACUCAUCUUUUGUAAGAUUUUGAUCGCUAGUUACAUAACGAACGUCCGCAUAAAUUGAGAAUGUCAUGUUUUAAUUACAUAGUGUCACAAUCGUUUUUAUCAAGUGCAUCCUUUUCUUUUAACCAACAGGACAAGAAGAUCGGUGGCGGUGGAUUUGGUAAGUGAAAUUACUUCAAUUUUAAAGGUCACACUCUGUUUUUACCAGUGCAGUAGUAAUUUCGUUAUUUAGGAUAUUUUGUGUAUGUCGACACAACCUCUUAUUACUGCCAUUCUGGUAGACCUUCCACCCAAAACAUUUUUCUUUAUAUGGUCGUUUUUCUUUAAAUAGAGCGACUUUUUGACUAGUGACCCAAAGGUCAAAUGGAUUUUAUAUUCAGAAACUCAACAUAAAAUCACGAGGGCUCAAAAUUUUGAAGUUGGACUUGUUUUUUACUGGGUGUAAACAGGAAGUUUAAAUAAGUUGAAAUUUUAUGUUUUGAGGUGAAGAUAUUGUAGCAGCAUGAGGAUAUUGCAUCUGAUAUAAUACUGGUUGUGAGGGUUCAGCAAAGGUUUAAUUUUCUCACCAUUAUCAACAGACAAUCAAACAUUGUGUAUUUGAACCUAAUCAAACUCCAGCUUAUUUGAACACAGCUUGGUAAUUUAAAAGAGCACUCAAGCAGAGAUGUUUUAUCAACAAUUAAUAAUUAUUUACAAUACCCGCUAUUUAGUUCAAUUUUGUCUUUGAAAUGGGACAAUUUGGUGUCAUUGAGAUAUAAUUUAAGCACUAUGAAAAGUAUUGGCUGUCUGAUCAAAGUGCUUGAAUUACCCAAAAUAUUUUUGAUUACUGGACUCCAUCCAGUUUCUGAAUUUGGUAGGGUUUGUUGUUUGUCACUGAGGUUGGUUGAAUUUGUACCUUAAAACUCAGAUUUAUUGCACAUGUGUUCAUGAUUUUGGGGAUUUUAGACUGUUGCUUCCCAAAUUUUUCUCAAAGAUAAAUAUUUAAUCCCAUUUUCUUUUUCAGCUUAUAUAAAUAUUUACUAAUCUUGAAUGAGAAAGCUACAAAUCAUGGCAAUAUUCAACAUAAAUUUCAUUUUGUAAUCAUACUUGUAGUUGAGGCAAUAUUUUAAAUUAAGUCUGUUUACCAAAAUUUAUUUUUUUAAAAGACUUGCUUCUGCUUUUUAUCAAGCAUUGGAUGAUGAUGAGAUUGCAUGAGAAAAUUGUAAAUGAAAAGUUAGUAUUGAGUGUUUUUUUUCUAAAAGAAGCAUCAGGUCCUCAAGGUUAACUCUAAGAGCUUAGUCAAUAUAACAGUAUUUUGAAAUGAGUGUGGUGUAGUUUUUGUUGUUCAUGAAUGCAGCAACAGAGUUUUGUACAACAGUCUUCCUGUUACAGCAUAUCCUUAUUCAGACCUUUUUGUCCAAAAAAAAAAAAAUUUAUUAUAGCUGAGUUCUGACUACUUCAAGUUGUAACACAUGCAUUUGUUCCAUGAGAAUUGCUUUAAGAGAUCCUGACUUCUAGUAUGUUCCUACUUGCAUGCUAUAAUUGGGAUGACUUGGCAAACAACUAAAUACUGAAAAAGGGAUCAAUAUAUAUUCACUUCUGAAAUCAGAAAUUAACAACACUUGACAUGUUUAGCUUUAAUUAAUGGUAAACCUGAAGACAAAAUGCUGAAAAUAUUGAAAAUGAUGAAUAGUUAUUUGUAAUGGUGUAUCAAUCAGACCUUAACUUGCCCAUUUGGACUGAAUUACACCUUACUUUGCUAUCUUUGUUUUUUACAGCUACAUACUCUCUUGAACUCUACAGAUAUCAUAGUCAUGUGACAUCUUUGACUCUCAGAAUAAAAGAUGUCAGUAGACUCUAACACAUGUUAUUUUUGACUCUUGUCAAUACAGAUAAAGGAAAAAGUUUUAUUUUAAAAUGAAUAACAAUUAACUCGUCCUUACGUAGCCACUUCUCAAGGGCACUAAUCACUUCCUAUUACGACAUGAACAUACUUGAAAUGUACUAUUUUCCUUAUUGGAUAACUACGUCACUGUGGUUGUUUAGUUUGUUAAUACAUUGUAUAUUGGCAAAGAUGUUAAUUUCUACCUGUGUCAUAAAGUGUUAUUUAUUACGUGAAACUUAAGUGGCAGAAUGAUGUUUUUAAAAUUUAGAUGGAAAGGUAAUAUUGAUGGUUGAGAAGCCAGUUUUGCACAUAAAAUAUAAUCCUGUCAAUAACUUUGUGAAAGAAUUCUCAGUUGAUCAAAUUAGUUGUGCCAAUUAAAAACUUUGAGAAUCACAAAUUUGUACAUGUGUAUGCAUGUUUCUUGUAAAAAAAAUUACCAUUUGCAAGGAUCAUUUUGAUAUUAUUGGCAUAUUAUGUGAUCUCUUUGUUGAGAAGUAAAGAAGUCAUUGUCAGAGUCAAAUGAGUUUGUCAGUUGAUUGUGAAUGGAAUAUGAAAGACCAGUUUUGUAUUCUUUUAGUAGUGAACUAUUUUAGUGUAAAAUCCAAAAAAGUAUGAUUGUGCAUUGAGAAGAUUGCUAUUGGGUGGCAGUUUCAGGCAUUUUUUUCCCUCUAUUGUACUUUAUAUAUUUAUUUUAUUGAUGUACUGGUAUUGGUCCCUUGGUUUUUACCCUCAAAAUUUUAAAUGUCACUUAAGGGAACUUUCUGGAGUUUUGAGUUGACUAUACAUUGUUACUAGGGGAGAAUCAUUAAUCAUCUAAAUUUAAUUUUGUAACCUUAUAUAAAUUUUAGGGGAGAUCUACUCUUCCUUGGAUUUUGUUUCAAAGGAAUCAGUCGCCCUGAAGGUGGAGUCUGUAAACCAGUCCAAACAAGUCCUCAAAAUGGAGGUGGCUGUGCUGAAGAAGCUCCAGGGUAAGGGAAUUUUUACUAUUAUAUAAUUAAAUUUUCUUUUUAUGCCAACCCUAUUCACUCUUGAAUCCAAAGUCUUGAAAAUUAUGCUAAUAAAGAGCUAGCUGGUUAACUGUGCUAGUCAUUGUGCAGGGUUUUGCUAAGUCAUUUGCAGUUAUUAACUAAAGAUGGGUCCAAUAGAUUGGCUGUGGAGUACCAAAAUUUUAAUUGUUGCCCAUUUAUGAAGAUCCUUGUGCAAGGGUACAUGCUCUUGCCUGACCUUUAAAAGGAAAGUGCUUUGUUGAAGUGUUAAUUAAGAAAGGCAUGAUUGUUUAAUUUUACAAAGUUUGCACUUGCAACUCAUUUGACUAUGUUUAACUUUAUUUAACUUUAUUUGCUGUAGGCUGUAGCCACGUUUGCAAGUUUAUAAGCUGUGGCAGAAAUGAGAAUUUCAACUAUCUUGUGAUGUCACUACAAGGCUCAAACCUUGCUGAGUUACGUCGAAGCCAGCCCAAGGGAGUCUUUUCUCAAAGCACUAUGCUGAGACUUGGUUUUCAGAUUUUACGGUCUAUAAAAGCCAUCCAUGAAGCUGGAUUUUUACAUCGAGACAUUAAACCUGUAUGUAUGGACCAUUAUAAUAUUAUUAUUAUUUUAGAGAAAACAUUUUAACUGGAGAUGGUGUACAAGGACAUAGGCUUAAAAAUUAGUUAAGGCUGGAUAAAACUCAGAAAACAAUGAGCACCUGAAAUAUAUCUGGAAUUUGUUUUGUGUUACAACCAAUUACAUGAAAGAUCAGAGGGCCAUGUAGUUAUUACAGGCCGGUUUUAUCACUUAUUUGUUUGUUCUCCCUUACACAAAAAUGUUCUAGAAAUAUUUAUGGUAUUAAGAUUUUUUGAGCUUUAUUGUAAAAUUGGUGUUUUUUCAGCAUUAAAGCAUUUGUUUUGUAUCAUUGACUAAAGAGGGCUAGCUCCGGAUCUAAAACAUAGUUUGUACAAUAAUGGUACAAAAUGUGCUUCAGGUCCAAAGCUAGCCUUGCCUAACUUGUUUUACUGGGUUUAUUAUCCAUUACAAUCUCGCAACUAUCUAGUGCUAUGUUAGUUGAUGUGUAGAUGAGUUCUUAACCCAUUUGCUCCCAAGAAUUUACACCUGUCUUAUCAGUUCUCCACACUGUCUGUUAAGGAUCUAAGAGUUUGGUAUAUGAUAUUAAUUAGUUUAUAAUCCCUGGGUGAUGGAUCUCUAACUUCUGAUCACCUCUUUGGAAAAAAUGUGGAUACUAUAAGGAUAAAUUAUUUUUGGAUAUUUCAAAGUUUUUCCAUGGCAUGUUUAUCUCUCUGCUUGGUAAUGGAUUGUUUGAGAGGACACUCAUAUUUCAAUCAGACCUCUUAUUGACAAGGUUCCUUUUAUAGUGCUACUUUAAGCAAAACCAAGAUUAAAGUGCAAAAUUAUAUAUUUUUUGAUGAGGUUGUUAUAUUUUCAGUCUAAUUUUGCAAUGGGCAAUACACCAGACACUUGCCAUUCCUGCUUCAUGUUGGAUUUUGGUCUGGCGCGGCAGUACACCAAAAGCAAUGGCGACGUGAGACCAGUAAGUACCAAUAUCUCCAAUAGCUAGCAACAUCAAGGCUGCUAGACAGUACAUCUUUAAAAUUUCCUUUAAAAUUUCUCCCUGGAUGGGCAGAAAAGAUUUCUGAAUCCUUUCAGAAAAAAGAAAAGUUUCACUGAGUGGUUUUCAACAACAAUUUAGAAAACUGUUGUUUUAUUUCAGUUAAAACCAACUUGUUAUUAUAGUAUGGAAGGAGAGAAUUCUCAAAAUUCAGCGAAUGAGCUGGUAGGCUUAUCAUAGAAGAAUUUUUCUCAGCUUUUGUGGUUUGAAGCAACUAGUAGUGUUGCUGGGCUCUCCUGGAUGGGAUGACAAUGUGUCACAGAGGGUGUUACCCCAUAGCACUUUCUCAGGUUUCCUGCAAAUUUGCUGGUACCAAUUGGUACCCAUGAGUGAUGGGAGGCCCUGUGAGAGUGAUGGGUCAACUCUCUAACAGUGUUGUGGCUAGGGCCUUGAAGUCAGGCUAUUUUAUCAAUGGCUUAGUAAGUUAAGGCCAUAUUGGGUAAGAUGACUUUUUAUUGUUUUGUGCUUAUUUGUUUUUUUUCCAAGGCAAGGAACUCUGCAGGGUUUAGAGGGACUGUUCGGUAUGCAUCCAUCAAUGCUCAUGACAAUAAGGUGAGCAAAACAUGCCCUUGCAUCCAUUCUGCAGAAGUUUUCCUUUUAAUUUCUUUAGAAAUCUAUGGCAAUCAGUCGGGUGUGUUAAUGAUAAAAUCUCCCUCCUCAAGCUAGCUGCUUGAAAACUUCCUCAUAAUCCUGCAAUGCAAUGCUGUGUCAGGCACAACAUUUUAAAAAAAAUGGAGUAUGUUAUACUCACCUUUUAUGUCCAGAAAUGCACAAGUAAACGUUGGUGUUAAUUUUUUUAUCCAGACUCAAAGGCAGUAAGCAACGAAACGGUGUUGUCAUGAUAUUACUGAAGAAGUGAAUGGUCACUUGGUUUUGUCUCAUUGAAUUAAAGGUAAAGCGUCUGUUUCUUUGACAGGAAAUGGGAAGACAGGAUGAUUUGUGGUCAUUCUUCUACAUGAUGGCAGAGUUUGCAAAUGGACAUCUACCAUGGAGAAAAAUGAAGGAUAAGGUACAUAACAUGUAGAUAUUUUACACGUUCCUAUCCAGACAUUGACCUUCACUUUAUUGUUUGGACGUCAUCAUCAAGUCAGGAAACUGCAAUGGGAUGAACACCGAUGUUCUUAUCACAUGUUAAUGUCUUCUGUGACCUGUUACUGAACACACUCACGGCAACAUGGAAUCUCUUUGUUUUAGUUGGUAACAAAGCAAAAUGUUGUGAAUGGUGACAUCUAUAUGCAUCUGUCCUUCAAUGUGUGUGUCAUUCAGCCAAUCAUACUAAUAAUGAUGAAAAUAUUGUACAGGAACAAGUUGGAAAAAUGAAGAAAAGUUACGACCAUCAGUUGUUUCUGAAGUCGCUUCCUUUGGGCUUUAGACAAUUUCUGGAUCACAUCUACAAGCUGAAGUAUGAAGACAAGCCAGAUUACAAGGUGAAAGAACAAGCAUCAAUUUGAUUUGAAUUAUUAUUCCACAGUUGUCCCCAAAUACAUGUACUAAGUGUUCUCCUUUCCGGGCGGUGACCGGUAAAGCUUCCCGCCUUUAUUACCUCUCAUUACUGUCUAAAUCGCCGGUUAAGUAAAUUGUUAUAACUUCUCCUUGUUUUUUUUUUUAUAUUUUAUUGUGUUUUUCCGUUUUACAUUAAAAAAAAAAAAAAAAAAAAAAAAAAAAAGAAAAUUACAGCAGUAUAAAGUAAAUAAAAUUGUAUAAGGUCAGUAAAUAAAUAAAUCAAUAAACAAAAAUAUUAAUACAAGGCUACCCAAGGUAAAGUUAUUUCAAUGGAGUGAUUGUAUAAGUUUUCCCAUUUCAUUAAGUGCAAGUUUAGUUUUUUUCUUUUCUUUAGCUAGGUAUUCUUCUAUUCUAAAAAUUUUUUUAAGGUGCGCGAGGAAGAUAAUAAAGCUUGGGGUAAUAGAUUUCUGUCUGCCGAGAAAGAUGGUCUACUUCGCUAUUAACAUGAUGUGAUUUAAAAGCAUAAAGUGAUUAUCGACAUCAAAUAAGCCAAACAUAAUAUUAAUUUGAUCUGUUAGAUCAGGAAGCGUUUCAAUACCGCAUUCAUGUAACCAACUAGAGAUUUCUUUCCAGAAGGCUCUAGAAUGUUCACAAAAAACAAAAAGAUGUUCAACUUCUCCUUGUGAUUCUGAUACACUUUUAAGUAGACAGGUUAUUGGAAUAUCCAAAUCAGGGUGGGAAAAUUUUAAACCAAGUAAUAUUGUUUUGAUCCUUCAGCAACGCUCUAGGACAGACAAGCCAACCAUAAAAUCAGUUAUAAUCAGCUGGGUGGAAAAAAAAGUCUCAGAUCUUGUGAGAGCUUUUAAAAACCACAAGUAGUCCUUCCUUUUUGGUGAAGACCGCGGUGCGCCAACCACAAUCUUUUUUUUUUUUUUUUUUUUUUGGCUGUUUUUUUUCGGACUUGCGCGUCGGAUUUCUCCGAAAAGGAAGGACUGCUCGUAGUCUAGGAAGUGCUGACAGUCAAAAUGGAUAUCCUCUAUUUCAUUGCCAUUCUUCCUUGCAGAUGCUCAUUUCCAUUGUGGAGAAAGCGAUCGCUAAGAAGAGUAUAAAAGAAAGCGACCCGUUUGACUGGGAGAAAAUGCCGUGUGAUGUUUCACAGGCCACAACAACCACCAGCACUCCUCCCGUGGGGCAAAUAUACACAACCCCUCCGGAUAACAAGCCCGGUCCGCCGAACCAUCAUGCCUCGGACCGAGUGUCGCCCAGUAUGGACAUGUUGGAAGAUCACAGUGCCGAGCAUGGCAAUGAAGCGAACAGAAAGGAUAACGUUCCGAAGAAUGGCAACACUUACUACAAGUUUGGCACAACAGACAGAGGAGUGAUACAGAAGAUAAGAGAAGUACUGGACGCUGUGGAAAAAGAAAAUGGGAAUUUCUUGAAGCCCCAGGCUGUUUUUCAAAAGGCGACCAAACAGGUAUAAAUGUUUUGAUGUAUAUUAGUCUAAUGAUUUUCGUGUAGUCUUAUGAACCAUUUCAUGCACUGUAAAUAGAGUAUACUCCACCCGCGAUCGACUAACAUCCCAUGGGGGUGGGGGUGGGGGGGGGUGGGGUAAUAAUACUUCUAGUCGCUUCAUGUACAGAAAUUGGGAGAAGUUCUGAGUGGAUGGGCCACUUGGCACGAAUGCAGACUUAACAUACCUGUAACUAUAAAUUCCAGAAUCUGUAUCAAACGGAAACCCUUUGUUAAGCCUUUAACGUCUAAGAGUGAAUAGCAUCUAAUCUCUCCUUACAGUAUCACCCCUGAAUCAAACAUUAAGGUCAUGAGAACAAUGGAAAUGAUCAACAAGUACAGGAGCUCUUGAUUGUUAAGCAAAAUCUCCUUGUCAGCACAUUAGGAAAUGUAUAGAAAACAGUAUAGAGAAUGUGCAUGCUGAUCUUAGGAUGUAAAGGGUUAAGCAGAGGAGCACGAAAGCCCACGAAACUCAAUAAUUGCAAGAAAAUUACCUCAUAUCCUUUCCCUUGUAGGAGAAAUCAGUGAAUGGAGAAAUAAAACUGGAAACGCCAACAUUGAUUUCAGCAAUCGUUCAAGAUGUCCAAAUGGCAAAGAUUGGUGGCAAAGAAAACCAGCGCAUGGUCGAUGAACCAGACUAUAAGGAGAUCGAAAUUAUACCUGUUCCUCAAGUCAGAAUGAACGAUCAGCAAAAUAGGAAACUGGAUGUGAAUGAUCCCGAUGACUCAGGGAAACCAACGACGGAGACGAAUGUGGCUGUGGAAUUAGGUGGAAUGGACUUGGAUAAAGUCGAAGAUAUCAAUUCUCCAAAUCUGCCACAGAGGAAAAUAGGGGUGGCUUCGUUAGAAACUGAAUUCAAAAGGGAACAAACUUCCCCUACGAUGCUAAUAUCUCAAGACUCCCCCUCUGUUGGGAUUCAGGUGCCGGGUACUUCUCUAUCUGUCAUUAGAGAACUGUCAUUGCCAGACUCCAAACCAGCUGAAGUUGAUGUUUGCGGAGUUGAAGCGAAACCGGAACUUAUCGAGGAAAUGGAGGAAAGGCGAUUUGCGUCUCUGUGGUCCCCUGGGGUGGUCGAGGACCAGCCAGUUGUAUACAUGCCCCCACCGGUGGUAGAAACAGAAUGUGUGGAGGAAUUAGAGGAGCUGGCUAAUGUAGGCAGGAAGGAGAGACAAGUAGGGAGCAGUCAUCAUUUGUCAUCCCAUCACCAUCACCAUGACGACAUGAAGAAGCACUUGCGAGAGUUACCGCUGGACUCUGAGCCCGUCAGACAUAGCAGUGACGACAAGAAAACUCAUGACGAGGUUAGCAGUCAUAAACUGGAUCAUAGGUCUGCGGGAGAUUCUCAUGAAGGACACUCCAGAAAUUUGUUCCGCGUGCCGUCCAUACUUGAGCAAAUGGUCGAGGAGGAGCCGGCGGAGGUUGCAGAGAACAGAGGUCUGUUCCGUGUUCCCUCUGUUUUAGAGCAGAUGAUGGACGAACCACCCGUCGAGCCGGCAGACAACGUUCCUCCCUCCCCUGGCGUGGACGAAUACAGACUUGAUUCGGCGGAAUUCGUGUCAGACAAGCACGACGGGUCUUCUCAUUCGCACCACGCUCUUCACAUGCCGGGAUCAGCCAUGGCUGCCGUCACUACUUGCAGGGAUUUGCACUUCAGAGACAGCGAAGUUGGGUUUAUUUUGGGAGACACCGAAGUUGCUCCCGCAGCAGAUUGCAAUUCAUCAUUUUCACACGCUUCAGAGGGCGAGAAUUCUAACGAAGAAAAUGGCACAGAGUUUCCCUUGGAUGAAGAAGAUAAGGCAGAUCGCAAUCAUUCGCGACCCUCGCAAGAAGAUAAAGGUGAAAGUAACGACAGACGUAUUGUUUCCUUAUCAAAUGGAGGUAACGAGGAUUCGGUUGUUUCAAACGAGAAACAUGUCAUUGAAACGUUAGUAGGAACGAAAGAAACGACAUAUGAGAAAAAUGACGAGGCAAUGAUAAAUGAAAUUCCACAGAUUUCGGAGGAGUUAAGCAAACAAGAUAAGAAUGUACUCUUCUUUAUUGGCGAUCACAACGAAGAUACGCCUGAGUAUAGUGAACCACUGUACUCCGGAGAAGAAAACCUUGAUAAUAAUUUCUUCUCUGAAGGCCAGCCAGAAAAGCCUGCCGAGAACUUGAAAAAUGCCAAAGAGAGUUUAAACGAGGCUUACAUAGGUCGCGAAGAAGGCGAACAGUCACUUGAUGUUGCCGAGCCUAAAAUACCUACUUUAAAUGAACUCUUUAACAACGAUGAAGGGGAACCAGACUUUGCGGACGACGUGGUCGACGAUUACUGGGCACUAGAAGAACCUAGUGAUAACCCGGACACACGGGACCAUGGUGACUUGGAGACGAGUGAAGAUUCUCAUCAGGGUGACGAGUUGCUCAGACCCAAGCCUCCUCCAGGACGGUCAGAACGAGGUUGUAUUUCAGCCAGGUAAGGUUAGAUGAGUUCCUUUUGCCAUGUCGUGAUACAUGUAAGGAUUUCAUAGCUACGCUGUGAAAGGAGUUCAAGGUCAGCUGGAAGGAUCUUCUUGUUAGAAAGAAAGAAAUUCCGAAAGUCCUGUGAUGGAGUAGAAGAGUGAGUUCAAAGCAAAGAAAAGACAGACAAAGUACAUGUGUACCGCCAUUGUCAAGUUCAACAUUGAACUUACCCCCUUCCUCAAAGUUUCAGAGUACAAAAUCUAAUCCGUCUCCCUUCUCGGUCGUAAUCUACUUCCACCCACAACCCCAGCCUGAUAUUCUUUGACCGAAGUCUUACACAACACACACACACCCCCCCCUUCGGACCCGUUGUUUUUUGACUGACAUCUUAGAUAUGCAGUUUUCUACUUUUCUCUUUCUUUCCCCCCCCCUCCCCCCUUCGGACCCGUUGUUUUUUGACAGACAUCUUAAAUAUGCAAAUUUUUUACCUCUACUUCGCAACUUGCAAAAUAACCGCGCGAGUCAUGCGUUUCACCUGUUGACCCCUAAGAGUAACUAACAUCUAAUUUCUCUUUACAACAUCACCCCUGAAUCAAACAUUAAGGUCAUGAGAACAAAGGAAAUGAUCACAAACUAAGAAGCUCUUGAUUGUUCAACAAAUUCUCCUGUUUAGCACUUUAGGAAAUGUAUAGGGAAUAGUAGGGAGAAUAUGCAUACUGAUGUUAAGGUGUAAAGGAUUAAACCAUCGAAUAAAGUGUUUUUUUUUCCUUAAUGUUUUCAGACUGCGACGGUACAAGCCAACCAAAUCACGCCUGGAUUUCAUCCGCCCACUGGUUGCCAUUAGCGACAAGCCAGAGUUUAUUUGAGCGGCAGUAAGAGAAAUUAAAUACAAAUUUAAUAAAUAUAGUUUUAAAUUAUUAACUCAAAAAGCUGCUAGUAUUAUAGUGCCUCAGUUGACAACCAAUGGCUCUUAAAAGUCAAUUCAGUUGUUUUACGAAUACAGAAGCUACAAAGUACGCUCCGCUGGUCAGCAAAAAUAAUAUGGCUUUUUCCAGUUUGGCGUAAAUCUUCUUUCUUAGGACAACUUUGUUGCUAGAUUUUUUCCAUAGCUUGCUUAGCUGUUAACUCGUUUUCCCUCGCUAGUAUUCUCUGUAGAACUACGAAUACAAAGCCAUCCCUUCAAAAAAUUUUGGAAUACCCAAUUAUGGUAAUUUCGCGGUUUAGGUAUUUCAACAGUUUUUAACUCUUUGAAAUGCCCAAAUUUCAGGGAUGUUAUUUGAAGCGUUUUACGCAUCUCACGGGCCAGAUAAUGCCUCACGGAUUUUGCUUCUGGUCGUAUUGAACGAAAAAUGAACACUCAAAGACAAAUCUUUUUAGCCUGGGUAAGCUUCUUAAUGUGACAAGCAGAUAGGAUUAAUAAAAGGUAAUAUUUUAGAUUCGCCCGUUUGAUGCCACCUAUUAAUUUAUGAAAUUUUCCUUAAAUGUUUUUUGCCAUUCAACACGGAAGUUAGUGGUAAUUAUUUCAUAUUUUAAUAUUUAUAUCGUAGACUAUUUAAUUCUUAGAAAAUCUUUAUUUGUUUACCCAUGGCUCAGAAAUUUGUGUGUCGAACGUUCUCAACACUGCAUUAUGCUCGUUCCCCAUCAUCAAGUUUUUGUAGACUGGAGUCCUCGAGGGACGAGAGGUAAAAGCGAUUGUGUGGUGCAGUAGUUCUCGCCAAAUUAUUCGCUGAAGAGACUGAGAACGAAUCUGAUACUUCCGUAGAGAAAUUGAGCUGACAUUUUAUGUUUUUCGUUUUAGUACAGCGGAAUACUAGAAUACGUUAAUUUGGUUGUAUCCCAAUUUUCGUGUCAUCAAAUUUUCACUAAUCGAAGGAGAAACGCUCUGAAAUUUUAACUCUCAAUUGUAUUAUUUUAAAAAAAUUGUUAGAAAACCUAGCAAUCGUGAACUGUCGAGAAUUCUAGAUUAGCUUCAAUUGGGUUGGGCAGGGGAGGGUUGGUCUAUGCGCGUCAUGAGGGCACGUUACUAUUUGAUAUCAAAUGAGAAUGUUAUUUUAUAGCGCUAACUUAAACAACUAAUUUAAUGCACCUUAU
Messenger RNA from Pocillopora meandrina, 12975 nucleotides. The record is from the annotation of a GenBank genome assembly. Lineage: Eukaryota; Metazoa; Cnidaria; Anthozoa; Scleractinia; Pocilloporidae.